AUGAAAUCCAUGGAAGAAGAAUCCCCAAUCAGUAUUUUGGCACUUCCAUAUCCCAUUAUAGCCAGAAUUUUAUACGAAUGUUGGAAAGAAACGUACAAGGUUUGUCUGAUUCUACCCAUGUUGUGUACCUGUAAACAGUUAUACUAUGGGUACAAGUAUAUGUUAUAUACAUUGAGACCGUUGGUGAUAAUCAACAAAAGUACUAAAAACACAGGGAAAGACUGUAUUCUGUGCUCUGGUUUCCUCAAGUUGCUACAGGACACCAGAAUACGUCAAAAAUUAGACACACUAUGUUUGCAUCUUUUUCCUGCAAUGUUCAAUAAUAAACUGGUACUGUCAAUAGUGACCAAUUUAAAUCAGUUUAGCAAUUUGACACACCUUAUAAUUCAUGUCAAAUCGAUGGAGUGGCUAGUUCAAUGGAUUAAGCAUUUUCCCACAACAAUAACCAUUUUAAAAAUCACAUUGGUAAAACAUGUUAUGUCAUCGUCAUCCUCACUUAACACUGAGACCUUUAGCAUUCCCGAAUUUCAACUAAAACAGUUGAAGUUCCAAUCCUUGGUUCCUUUGCAGAAAAAAAAAUUGUGCUAUGGCUUGAGUAUUAUCUCCACAGCAGCAUCCACUUAUACGCCACAAACUAUAGAAGAAAGAUAUAAAUCCAACUUGCCACUAUUUCAAACAGGGCAAGUAUUGGCUAAUUUGAUUCAUGCGAAUCGUGAAUCAUUGCAAUUUAUGGAAUUGGAGAUGAUCAAUUUAAAUGAGAUAUAUCUAAUUUUACAACAACAGUAUGGGUUUAACAACCAAUGCAGCAAAUACUUUACUACAUUAAACCUUCUCAAAGUGGACCAGUGCACAAACUAUCCAAUUUUGCAAUUGUCCCAUUGGUUGAGGAAUUGCAAACAAAUCAUCUAUCUCAAUCAUUUCUUAUCAACGUUUAUUGUCCUCCAGCAAAAUUCGUCAAGUAAUGUAAUAAAAGAGUUCAAAUACCAUAUGUCUUUAUUCGAGUAUAAAAUGCAGAAAUACAAAUAUGAGAUAAAGUUCAACUGA
This is a messenger RNA of Candida dubliniensis CD36, 1044 nucleotides long. RefSeq lists its product as uncharacterized. The coding region runs from base 1 to 1044 and encodes 347 amino acids. The record is from RefSeq and is a predicted model, not a curated record. NCBI's taxonomy places the organism in Eukaryota, Fungi, Ascomycota, Pichiomycetes, Serinales, Debaryomycetaceae. The transcript has a single exon.